This is a messenger RNA of Penicillium bovifimosum, 2010 nucleotides long. RefSeq names its product putative pyruvate carboxylase. Lineage: Eukaryota; Fungi; Ascomycota; Eurotiomycetes; Eurotiales; Aspergillaceae. The coding region runs from base 1 to 2010 and encodes 669 amino acids. The transcript has 2 exons. Gene Ontology annotation, molecular function: metal ion binding; ATP binding. The record is from RefSeq and is a predicted model, not a curated record.
AUGUCGUCAUCCCCGCACUCACGACCCAUCAAGCGAUUGUUGGUCGCCAACAGAGGAGAAAUCGCCGUCCGCAUCCUCCACGCAGCACGAGAACUACCCUCCCCAAUCGAGACAUUCGCCCUUUACACAACAGACGACCGAUCGCACUGCGAUCUCGGCCGUCCGCGCCAUACACUCCAAAUUCCAUCAGCAUCCUUUUACCUCGACAUCUCCUACCUGAUCGAACUAGCCAAGACACACUCCAUCGACGCCGUGCACCCGGGAUAUGGCUUCCUCAGCGAGAGCGCCGAGUUCGCGUACCGCAUGUGGCACGAAGCUGGGUCGAUCGUUAUCGGCCCCGGAUGGGAGAACCUCGCGCGAACGGGCGAUAAAUUGCAAGCCAAGCAGCUAGCGCAGAAAUGCGGUGUUCCCGUGCUAGAGGCCAUGAGUCGACCUACUGGCAAUCUGGACGAGGCACGGGCGUUUGCGAGGCAGGUUGGGUUCCCUGUGAUGAUUAAGGCUGUUGAUGGUGGGGGUGGGAGAGGAAUUCGUCUCGUUCGGGAGGAGGGUGAGCUGGAGAAUAGUCUUCAGCGGGCGAUUGGGGAAUCGCCGUCGAGAUCUGUGUUUGUUGAGAAGGCUGCCGUGGAUGGGUUCCAUCAUGUUGAGGUUCAGAUUAUCGGUGAUGGGACGGGUCGGGUGAGACACCUGUGGGAGAGAGAUUGCAGUGCUCAGCGGAGGUUUCAGAAGGUGGUUGAGUGUGCCCCGGCCUUGGUGAAUGAUAGAGGGUUGGUUGGUCGGGUUAUUGAGUCUGCGCUCAGGAUGGCAACUGAGGUUUGCUAUCGAUCGUUGGGAACGUUUGAGUUUCUGGUGAGUGAGCAGGCCGGGGAGUUCUAUUUCUUAGAAGUCAAUCCGCGUCUGCAGGUUGAACACACCAUUACAGAAUCUAUCAGUGGGAUAGACUUGGUGCAGACACAGCUUCUGCUGGCGCAGGGAUAUACAUUACGUGAGUUGGGGCUUGGUGUUGAAGUCAGCGCAAACCACCCUCCACCAAAUGCCUUCUCGAUCCAACUUCGACUGUGUGCUGAGGAUCCGAGCAACGGCUUCUCCCUAAGCAUAGGCAAGGUGACUGCGUUUACCGUGCCCACCGGCCACGGAAUUCGGGUAGACACCAAUGUCGAUGUCUCUGGUCCGGGGCUGGUUGUAGGGUCCAAUUUCGACAAUCUACUAGCUAAGAUCAUUGUGACCGCACCUACCUGGGAAGCAACUGUCAGAAAGGUCCAGCGGGUGCUGGCUGAUUCGAAGAUUGACGGCGUGAAAACCAACAUCGGCCUUCUACGAGGAAUCGUAGCCCAUCGUGAUUUCAUGACCGGCAAAGUCGACACACAAUGGCUAGGAUUAAAUCUCGAGACCCUCAUCCAGAAAGGAGAAAGGAUCUCAAAGAGUCUCCAGGCAUCCAAUGGCCCGUCCCGUUCUUCGCAGCAAGCGAUGUCCCAGACUGUGCUGCCAGCAUCCAAUCUCCUAUUCCGGAAAGGAGACGCAUGGUCAAUCACCCUAGAACCUCUCUCGGAAGAUGGACUGCAAUCAGACCAAGUCGCCCACCACCUACGCCUUUCCCGGGUGUUACGCAAUGAAUUCCCUCACUCCCUCGCUGCUGAAAUUGAAUAUACAACUCCAACUUCGCAAGGCGCAAUGCCCUACCGCAUGCAACUUGAGACGACUACGACUGCCGCGUCGGCAUUGGUAUCCUCGUCGCAUCGCCGAGGUGACCCAACGAACCCUCAACACAUCAUCCUGCCUCUGUCUGGCAAGUUGAUGGAGAUGCUGGUGUCGGAAGGACAGGAUGUCGUCGAGAACCAGGUUCUGGCUUUCAUCAAGCAGAUGAAGAUGGAGCUCGAGGUGCGGAGUCCUCGGAGUGGAAGGGUCAAGUGGGUCCAUGUGAUGGAGGAUGAAGAUGAAGAUGUUGCUGAAGGCAUGCUGUUGGUUGAGUUGGAGGCAAGCAAUGGCAACGUGGAAGUGCGAGGGAGGUUGUGA